This is a messenger RNA of Suillus bovinus, 1542 nucleotides long. Its product is annotated as cytochrome P450. The coding region runs from base 1 to 1542 and encodes 513 amino acids. The transcript is spliced from 14 exons. Lineage: Eukaryota; Fungi; Basidiomycota; Agaricomycetes; Boletales; Suillaceae. The record is from RefSeq and is a predicted model, not a curated record. Gene Ontology annotation, molecular function: heme binding; iron ion binding; oxidoreductase activity, acting on paired donors, with incorporation or reduction of molecular oxygen.
AUGCCGGCAGCACCGGCGAACUCAUCCGAAGUUGUCUUUCCUAGAAAAAUGAUUAUGAUAUAUCUGCACAAUCGAAUGACCAUCUUCAGGAUCAUAUUCCCACCUAUGGGCCCAGGCCCCAGGAGCAAUCUCCCUCUCCCACCUUCCCCUCCCACCUGGAGACUUACUGGACACGCAUUGCCGCAAUUCCUACCAUCCCUCACUAUAGCAGGAUGGAUUGAAAAAUACGGUCCUGUGGUCACCAUUCGGUCAAAAUUCGCAAGGGUCGUUAUUAUCGGCCGUUACAAAGCAGCCAUGGAUAUUAUGGAGAACCAGGGGAGAUUUACACGUGACCGUCCUCGCAAUAUUGCUGUUGGAGAGUUAUUUAAUGGCGGACUGAAUAUCGCAUUUUCACCAUUUGGGGACAGAGUCCGUCGGAUGCGUAGAGCACUUCACUCGCAUCUACAGCCUACAGCAGCUGAGGCGUAUGAGCCCCUGCAGAUGUCACACGCAAGAAACACAGUUCUCGACAUUCUCCAUGAUCCACACAACUUCGAGGACCACGUGACAACUUAUAGUUCAACAACAAUCAUGAAAGUUGCAUAUGGGAAGACUGCCCCAACAUCUGCAACAGAUCCCGAAGUCAUUGCGCUUCGUCGACGCCUUCAGUUCAUUAUCAGGUCAAUGGUCGCGCUUCCCGGCGCUUACCUAGUAGACUUCAUCCCAUGGCUCAAAUAUCUUCCUUGGUAUGCGCGAGACUUGAAACAGGGGUUUGAAAGGGAAAAGAAACUCAACAUUGGCCGGCUGAAUCUCGUGAAAGAGAAAAUGAAGGACGCGGACUUUGGCCCUUCGUUCAUGAGUUAUAUGCUAGAAAAUGACCAUCUCCAUGGUUUGACAGAGACCGAGAUGGCCUUUCUUGGUGGUGUCUUCUUUGGAGCUGGUACCAGCACGACUUCUGCGGCAAUAUGCACAGUACUCUUGGCAGCUGCAUGUUUCCCCGAGGAGCAAGCCAAAGUUCAGGCUGAACUCGAUGCAGUCACCGGAAGGCACCAAGCGCCGACGUUCGCCGACAAAGAAUCCCUUCCUCGCCUGCAAGCAUUUAUCUCUGAGGCUUUAAGAUGGAGACCAAUCUUGCCUACGGGUGCAUUGGCUCACCGGACAACUCACGACGUGAUAUGGGAAAAAUAUUGCAUUCCAGCUGGGACUACGUUAUAUGGCGACCAUUGGUCGAUCUCUCGUGAUCCUGACGUCUACCCAGAGCCUGAGUCGUUCAAGCCUCAGCGCUGGAUUGACGACCAAGGUCGCCUGAGAGACGAUCUGAAAUUCGUCCUCUUUGGCUUUGGUCGGCGCGUAUGCCCCGGCCAACAUGUCGCGAACAGAUCGAUGUUUAUCAACUCGCUCCUCAUCUUAUGGGCCUUCAAGCUCACUCUGGAUCCUACGAAGCCGUUAAAUGACAUGGGAUUCAUGACUGGGGUGGCGUUGGAUACCCCGCGGUGCCCAAUCGAGUUCGAGACUAGGAUUCCGGAAUCAGAGCUCAGGCGCCUGAUGCAGCAUUAUUCAUGA